This is a messenger RNA of Cucumis melo (muskmelon), 177 nucleotides long. Its product is annotated as ATP synthase small subunit 6, mitochondrial-like. The transcript has a single exon. NCBI's taxonomy places the organism in Eukaryota, Viridiplantae, Streptophyta, Magnoliopsida, Cucurbitales, Cucurbitaceae. The record is from RefSeq and is a predicted model, not a curated record. The coding region runs from base 1 to 177 and encodes 58 amino acids.
AUGAGGAAAUUUGAUACAUGGUCGUCGGUGUUUUUCAGGCCAGAAUGGAAGAGGAACUGGCCGUUCCUUUUCGGUGUCGCCAUAACCAGCCCCUUGAUUACCAAGAUGACUAUCGGAUUUUCUGAGGAAGAGGUGAAGAAUUCUCCCUUUGUAAAGAGGCACAGUCGAAGUCGAUGA